AUGGCACCAGAAAAGCGAUGGACCAAAAGAGUAGUUAGUUUGUUAGUACCAUCGUGGUCUUCUCAACAACCUCAAAGUACGUACUUAAUUUCUAAACCAGGUUCCGCAAGUACGUGGUUGGAAGAUUCCAUAAAAGCGGGUCACAUAAUUUAUUUUGAUUACAGCGAGUUCAAGGUUAUCAAACAAAUCGGAAAAGGUGGUUAUGGUACUGUAGAGUAUGCGGAAUGGAAAAAUACCGAUCAGGAGGUUGCGCUAAAAAGUUUAAAUACCGACGAACCACAAAUCAACGAAGAAUCCUUAAAAGAAUUCGUUAAUGAGCUUGAUCUGCUUCGAAAGGUAUCAUUUCAUCCAAAUAUCAACCGAUUUUAUGGGGUAACAAAAGGAAUACCUCAAGAUUUUGUUAAACUUUAUGAUAGAUGUUGGGAAGAAAAUCCAGAAGAUCGUCCAGACAUUGAGGAAGUAAUAAAUAUAUUGGAAAGCAUUUCUCAAGACACAGCGUCUUUACCUGUUCCAGUGAAAAUCCUUGAAGAGAAAUUGGAAAUAAGAGAAAGCCCUCCCAGCAAUGGAAAUUUAUAUGAUCAGUCAGAUAAUGUAUCGGUACCGCAAACACUAUACACUUCGUCAAUGGAUCAUAGUGAAGUGGACUUGAAUGUUUCAAACAGUGCAGUAUCGACCAUGAAUUCGCAUUCAUCUUCCGAUAACUCAAACAUAACAUUUGAAACAUUUUACGAUGCUACUACAUCGAGCUCAUCAGAAGAGAACACGGAGAGCACGACUAGUCUAUCCGAGCAUUCGGCUCAAGCCUCUGUGUUGCUUGAUGAGAUAACGGGGUUGUAUAUUGAACAAAUAAAAAUUGGCUCCAUAAUAACCAAAAAUAAGUUUGAUCGGUGGAUAGUAGAUCAUAAGGAGAAUUUGGAAAACAUUUUACAUUAUCUCAUUAUAAAUAAAAAUGUCAUUCAACACGGAGAGGUCAUGGUUGGAAAAUUUUUCGAAAGGGGAUUUGGAACUGAAAUGAAUAAAAAAGAAUCCCUCGAUUGUUUUAAAAGGGCAAGUGAAAAGGGUGAUAUAUACGGACAUUAUAAUGUAGGAUAUUGUUACUACCGAGACUUUGGAAAUUAUGAACAAGCGACGGAGUACUUUGAACUUGCAGUUAAAAAAGGAUUACUCAGUAAGGCCAAGUAUAUGUUAGGAAUAAUGAAGAACAAUGGUUACGGCACCGAUAAAGAUGUAUCCACGGCGUUUGCGCUUUUUAAAGAGGCAGCAGAAAAUGGAUACGUACCAGCACAAUAUUGGUUGGCAGUUUUUUAUCUUGAAGGAACCGGAACGAAACAAAAUGAACCAUUGGCUUUGGAGUGGUUUAGGAAGUGUGUCGACAGUGGGGGUUAUGAGGACGCUGAGAAAAAGAUCACUGAUCUAUGUAAACAUUAG
Molecule: messenger RNA, 1428 nt
Organism: Acaulospora morrowiae
Lineage: Eukaryota; Fungi; Glomeromycota; Glomeromycetes; Diversisporales; Acaulosporaceae
Source: the annotation of a GenBank genome assembly